Messenger RNA from Alternaria postmessia, 1992 nucleotides. RefSeq lists its product as uncharacterized. The record is from RefSeq and is a predicted model, not a curated record. Gene Ontology annotation, cellular component: mitochondrion. The transcript has 3 exons. Bases 1 to 1992 code for a protein of 663 amino acids. NCBI's taxonomy places the organism in Eukaryota, Fungi, Ascomycota, Dothideomycetes, Pleosporales, Pleosporaceae.
AUGCUACGACGAACAAUUCCACGGGCGACUGCACGCCUGCCACAGUUACUGCGCAGAUCACACCAGCGCCGCUAUGCAACAGAGCCCAUCGCGCCCCCAUCCUCCUCCCAGUCGCGCAUCGAGCGCUUCAAUCGCCGCCUACCAAGAUUCCUGCACAAGUACACCAAUGCGCUCGGCAACGCGCCAGUCACCCACAUAACGUCAUUUCUCAUCCUCCACGAACUCACGGCCAUAAUUCCCUUGUUCGGGCUCGCGGGCUAUUUUCAUUACACGCACUGGCUACCGCCGUGGUUCGCCGAAGGGGCUUGGAUUGCUUCGGGAGUUGAGCGGUUUGGUCGCUACUUCAAGCGCAAGGGCUGGAUACGUAGUGACGAAGCCCUGGAGGCUGAACGUGAAGUCGACGAGAUCCAGAAAGAUGACAAGCAGCGGAAAUGGAUGAAGGGUAGCGGUUUGCUGUCGGCAUCAGACGAUGACGGGAUUGGCAGCGAGACAAAGAGAUUGAGGAAAGUGGAUCAGGCUUGGAACAUCAGUGAAGGUGGUGUCAGGCUCGUGGUCGAGUUCGCGACUGCUUACACCAUUGUCAAGAUGUUCUUGAUUCCAAGGAUUGUGUUCAGCGUUUGGGCUACACCGACCUUUGCAAGAUGGACAGUUUCCCCAUUUCUGAAGGCGUUUCGCGGCAUGUUCAGGAAGAAGGGAAAGAGCACUGAAGCUGUCAAGGGAGGCGCUGCACCCAAGACUAGUAGUGGAAAGAUCUCUUUCCAGCCCAAUACACCAACUAGCAACAUGUGUUUCAGCGAUGACGAUUACAGCUACGAGUCCAGGUUCGAGGUCCGCAAUGGCCAACGCUAUUACGCAGAAGACUAUCACCCACGCUUUGGUAUGUCCCGACGCCGCAAGUAUGGUCUCGGCGGCUCAUACUAUCCUUCGCGAUACUAUGUUGGCCCUCCUAGAGGCCGCCACAUAAGUAACGCGGUCAUUCGUCCGAAUUCGUACUCGCAGUCUGGCGGCGGAUAUCCGCUGGGUGUCGUGCCUGGGGGAUAUUCACGCAGCGUUCCAGGCCGGUACUCUCAAACCAUGGUCCCUCGAGGUCUUGCUGGAGGUGGCUACCCUGGCUACUCGUCUGGUACCCCAUUCUGGCAUUCACACCUACCCAUCAAACUUGCAAUAUUGCAAUCACCACCAGAUAUUCGCAAAGACUGGCUAUCAAUCAUCAUAAUGGAAGCAUACCCAAAGCCCCGCCACCAGUACAUCUAUAAUCCCCGAUACGGACAACGUGGCCUCCUCACCUAUGCCGGCCAGGCCGCCAAUGGCGCCACACCCACCGGCGUCGUUGGAGGCGGCUUUGGCUACGGUGGGUUUGGAGGCGUUGGCGUUGGUAUGGGUGUAGGAUAUGGGGUAGGUGCUUACCAACCUGCGGUAUACAACGCCCGUCCCCUGUACCCUCAAACUUACGCCACCAACUACUAUCCCCCGAAUUACUCCUAUCCUUCCUACGGAGGUGUCUAUGGCUACUACAACUACAACUUGUAUGGUUCGCUGUACCCACUUGCUAACUUCUAUUGCCCCUACCAGAGGACCUACUACAAUACAGUACCCACUUAUGGCUACACAGCGCACGUCUACCCACCCGGACCGACUACCACUACCACUACCACUACCUACCACGUGACGAAUAGCCAGGCUCAAAACUAUUCAACACCCGUCACACAAACGGUCAGGGAGACGAGACCAGCAUACGUCCACAGUCACGCGCAGCAAGGCCCCACACGCGAGGACAUCCAAAUGGAGAGUCGGAGGAUUGCGACUGAGCGUGGCUCGUACGAUCCGCGCAAGAUCAGGCCAGCCGAUGCACGCGACGACGAUCCCUUCUGGUGUCGCGAAGUCAACGGAGAGUGGCAUCUCAGGUCCUACUACCAGAUCGAGAACGAGUGCCAUCCCGGUCGGUGGAUGAUGGAUGCUGAUAUCGGCUUCCUUGUAUUUCAUCGCGCGUGA